AUGUACUCCAAAAUCUUAUCAGUACUUGCCCUCGCCGCCUUCACCCAAGCAGGUGUUUUGGACUAUGGUCAUGCCAGUUCAUACUCUUCAUCUCAUGUAGCAGCUCCAGCUGUAUCCCAUGGAUACCAAGCCCCAGCCUAUGCCAAAGAAGCUCAUCAUGAAGAUUACUAUGCACACCCCAAAUAUGAAUUCAACUAUGGAGUUCAAGAUGGCCACACUGGUGAUCACAAAUCCCAACACGAAACCCGUGAUGGUGACGUAGUCAAGGGAUACUACACCGUUGCCGAAGCUGAUGGUACCCUCAGAACCGUCCACUACACCGCCGAUGACCACAACGGUUUCAAUGCUGUUGUAGAAAACUCUGGACACCCUACACACCCAGCACCAGCCCAUGGCCCCGCUCAGCACGCCGCCCCAGCUUACUACCAUCAUUAAUGUUGACUGAUUUUUGUUUAAAUUAUUUAUUUAUUUAUUGUUGAAAAAAUGUGUUGAUUAG
Messenger RNA from Psylliodes chrysocephalus, 496 nucleotides. The record is from the annotation of a GenBank genome assembly. Lineage: Eukaryota; Metazoa; Arthropoda; Insecta; Coleoptera; Chrysomelidae.